UCUCAUCAUUAUUCAAAUAAAUAAAUAUAUUUUAUAUUUUGUAUAUAUAUCUCAUUAACGAACAGAAAGUACUAGUACUCACGUUUGGAGUUGGCUUCUCUUUGUUUCUAGGGUUUUACGGCCUCCUUUUGCCAUUUCUAGCCAAUAUGAGUCGUCAUCCUGAGGUGAAGUGGGCCCAGAGGGUGGACAAGGUUUAUCUUACAGUGCUACUGCCAGAUGCAAAAAAUGCGAAGGUUAAUCUUGAGCCUGAAGGAGUUUUCACCUUCUCCGCUAGUGCAGGAGCGGGCGACCUCCUCUAUGAGCUGAAAUUGAAUCUUUUUGAUAAGGUUGAUGUAGAGGAAAGCAAAAUAAAUAUAGGAGUAAGGAGUAUAUUCUGCAUCUUGGAGAAGGCAGAGAAAGUAUGGUGGAAGAGGCUGCUGCGUGAAGAUGGCAAGGCACCACAUUUUAUCAAAGUAGAUUGGGACAAAUGGGUGGAUGAAGAUGAGGAUAAUGGUGCUAAUGACUUGGAUUUGGGAGGAAUGGAUUUCUCGAAAUUUGGAGGUAUGGGAGGUAUGGGGGGCAUGCCUCCAGGCAUGGGAGGCAUGGGCGAUGAUGCAAUGGGUGGCUUGGGAGGAAUGGAUUUCUCCAAAUUUGGAGGCAUGGGUGGCAUGGGAGGCAUGGGUGGCAUGGGUGAUGAUGCAAUGGGUGAUGACUUCGAGGACAGUGAUGAUGAAGAUCAAGAAGUUUCAAAGUCAGACAAGAACUUAGAAGGAGGUGCAAAGGCAGAAGAAGAACAUGGUGGUGCUUCCGGAGAGAAAAAAGAAGCUGCAGCAAGCAUAUAGUGUUGUGGUGGAUUGAGAAUGAUUUUAACUAUGGCUUUGAACUUUGUGGUGGGUGGUAAAUUGUCAGUCUCUAUGACUGUAUCCAUGUGUGUCAGUUUGUACUAACAGGGUUGAUAUCUAUGAUGUUCAAUCAUCAAAACUUGAACAAUA
This is a messenger RNA of Juglans microcarpa x Juglans regia, 971 nucleotides long. RefSeq lists its product as uncharacterized. NCBI's taxonomy places the organism in Eukaryota, Viridiplantae, Streptophyta, Magnoliopsida, Fagales, Juglandaceae. Gene Ontology annotation, cellular component: nucleus; cytosol. Gene Ontology annotation, biological process: protein folding; chaperone-mediated protein complex assembly. The transcript has 7 exons. The record is from RefSeq and is a predicted model, not a curated record. Gene Ontology annotation, molecular function: protein-folding chaperone binding; Hsp90 protein binding. The coding region runs from base 147 to 821 and encodes 224 amino acids.